This is a messenger RNA of Strongylus vulgaris, 234 nucleotides long. NCBI's taxonomy places the organism in Eukaryota, Metazoa, Nematoda, Chromadorea, Rhabditida, Strongylidae. The record is from the annotation of a GenBank genome assembly.
AUGUUUUGUACACAAUCGACCUCGCUUAUUGCCUGCGUCGAUCAUCAUUCGGUCGGAAGCGACGGCGACCCAGGACGCUCCACUCUGCGUCUCUAUGCGAGCGCGGGACGAGUUGCGCAACUCUCGUCGUCUGCUGUGCAUCGUCCAAUCGUUUCAACUCGUCCGCUUUCGCUACACCCUUGCUAUCUCGGCCCAAUUCCUACUUGGAUAUUCGAACUUCUCCGGAAACGAUGA